CUUUUGUGGUGCGAUCUUUUUCAAUUUUUGCAAGAUAUUGGUUCUUGGCCAUUUAAUGAAGCAGAAAAGGGACGUUGGAGAAUCUCAUAGGAGUUGUUCCAGGAGCCUUUUCCUCCACCCAGCCAGCAUGUCGGAUAAGCCACGGGUAUACCAGGGAGUCCGCGUCAAGACCACGGUGAAGGAGCUGCUGCAGAGACACAGAGCCCGGGCAGCGGACGAUAAGGAUCUAGCGCAGGUAUCCCAGGACUGCAUGGACAUCCCCAGCCUCUGCGUCGGCCUGUCCUCCCUUCAGAACGAUAGGAAGACGGGUGUGGGCGUUGUAGCCGUGACAUCAAGUUACCAGGACCACUACGUCGAUACCUCGGUUCUGCAGGCGGACGCCGAGUACAGCGUCCAGCUGACGGGGAGCGACGGGUACUACCAGCAGCACCAGUACCUGGACGGCGUGGUUCUGCCCACCGCCGAUCGAUACGGCGCGGAUAUCGGCGGCCAUCUCCCCCUUCUGACCCCCUCCACCUUCCCUCUGCCCGGCGCCCAGCUCUCUCCGGAGGCAGACUAUUAUAACGGAAUGGCUUCGUCCUCGUCUCCAGACUCCGUCCAGAUCUCCAGCCCAGUGGAGCACAACAGUUACUCGCCGCAGCAUUCCUCUUACUCGUCCUCCUCUUCCUCCUCUUACGACUCGCCGACCCGAGUGGAGCCCGGGUACCAGGGGUUCCCCGCCCUGGACCACUCUAACUACCAGCACUGCAGCUUUGCAGACUGCUACUGCCAGAUGCAGGCGCACUGCUGGCCGGCCCCGCAGGAGAGCCUUUGGGCGGCCGCGGAGUUCGCGUCCUACUACGGCCCCGCUGGCCCCGCCACCGGCACCACAGACUACCCCUACCCCGCAGAACAACACUGUCUGAAGAGGGGCUGGCCCAUGAGUUCAGACAUGUGCUACAAUAUACUCUGAUGAUGUGGAUCUUGAUGAUGUCUGUAAAUACAAUGCACUGCACGUGUUGUGGAAGAGCAGAAGACUGUGUCUGCAUAUUACCUGGUGUUCGACAGCCUUUUUCUACCAAAGUGUGGACUGACACAGUGAUGUGGGAACGUAAACGCCGUUUUUAUUUUUGUAUUACUGGAAAAUAAAACAUAUUUUUUAUACAGA
This is a messenger RNA of Gadus macrocephalus (Pacific cod), 1147 nucleotides long. It is a transcript of the gene pou2af3, whose product is annotated as lnc RNA pou2af1. Bases 56 to 952 code for a protein of 298 amino acids. Gene Ontology annotation, molecular function: POU domain binding; DNA binding. The transcript is spliced from 6 exons. The record is from RefSeq and is a predicted model, not a curated record. Lineage: Eukaryota; Metazoa; Chordata; Actinopteri; Gadiformes; Gadidae.